Messenger RNA from Caenorhabditis auriculariae, 3829 nucleotides. The record is from the annotation of a GenBank genome assembly. Lineage: Eukaryota; Metazoa; Nematoda; Chromadorea; Rhabditida; Rhabditidae.
AUGACCGAGUUUGGAGGUGGUCUGUCGCGUCUGAAGUCUUCUCUCCAGAAAUUUCAACCCAACUUUUGUCGAGACCUUGUCGAAGUCCCCGGGGGCGAUGACUGGAAAAUUAGGAGUAGGUUCUUUUUGCUGAAGUUUCAAGAAAACUGAUAUCCUCAUUCUUUGUUCAGGACUGACUUUUGAAAAGCCAGAAUUUUGCUGGAAGCUGCCUGGAACAAGUGCUAUCGUCGUAUAUCAUUUGAACCAGUUGAAGGUUCAUUUCUCAGCGUUCUAAUAAGUUUCGAAAAUUUUUAGAAAGAUAAGCUGGAAAAUCAGCCACAAGAUUAUUUCUACGCCGAUGUUUCCAAUUUUGUCUCUCCAGUGGAAAUUUCUCUUCAGGUUGAUUCUAAACAAACCUCAAAACUCGUUCAAAAUCGAAAAAUUCAGCCGAAAUCUCUCUCAACGGCCCGAAAGAACCUCCAAAACUCUCUCAAUGUCACCUACAAGACUUCUGAUUUUACAGUUUUGGAUGAUAUCAACGUAUUUUCUGAAGUUAUAUGCUCCGUUGAAGAAUCAGGGCGUUGGUAUCGAGGCCGAAUUUGUCAAGUUUCAGGCGAAGACCAGUAAGAACUCCAGAAAAAACCUUUACAAAUCAUUUAUCCAGUGUUCUGGUCGAAUUAGUCGACAUUGGAACUCGUGUUCUCGUACAAAGAAUCCAACUCCGACCCUUAUUGGCAAAAUUUGGCCGAGCUCCGCCGUUAUGCCUUCGAUGUCGAGCAAAAGGUUUGAAAGCAAAAUAGUUCAAAAAGAAAAUAGAAAAAACGUUGGUUUCUUCUUGAAAAACGCAAAAGAUUCUGCACGAAGUGGGAUUCGAACCCACGCACCCAUACGAGUACCAGAACGCCCAGGAGCCUCGAACUCGAGGCAAGCUCUUCGCUUGAGUCUGGCGCCUUAGACCACUCGGCCAUCCGUGCUGGUGACUGCCAUUGGCCUGCCACGGCGCUAAGUUACCUCUCCUUUUUUCGGUUGUGUGCUGUGUGCGUUGAAGUCCCACUUUUAUUCCUCUUUUGUUUUGUUUUUUUGUUUCUUUUUUCGAAAUUCAAUGGAUACUAAAAUGGAGGAGCGGAAAAAACCUCAAAAAAGAAAUUUAUUUUCAACUGGUUGCUUCAAAACAGUAAUUUUUUCGUUUUGGAGCACUUUUGCUUUUUUCGAAAAUGAAAUUUUAAUUUUUCCUCGCGCGUUUUUUUUUCUUUCAUCGAUGGAUUUAAUUGAAAAUCGUAUUAAUGCCGUGUUCAAAGUAAUUUCCGCGUAAUGCAAAAUACCCGUUAGAGAAAGGAAAAGAUCACUAAAUUUUGGAGAGUCAGAGAUCAUUUUGCAUUUCGCGGAAAUUACUUUGAACACGGCAUAAGUUUCAAAAGAUUUCCUGAUUAUUGAAAAGAUCCUAAACAGUGCAGUUUUUCAGUUUUGUUAUAUUUUCGCCUUUUCUGAUAAACUUUCCAUUUUGGCCCUGAAAUUUCGGUUCAUUCUCAUUUGGAAUUUGUUUGUUGCGUUUCGAUAUUUUUUUCGUUCUACAUUAAACAGUUUGUUCAACCGUGAUGUAUAUUAUGUCUUGCAGGAGUUUCAAUAAAUGACCUCGAAACGAAGGAUUUGGUGGAUUUCAAGAAAAUAAUUGAAUCUUGUAAUGCAUUGGUCCGUGUUGAGCUUCUUUCGCAAGAAGAGCCGUAUUUGGUAGGUAUUAAGAUAGGUUUUUUUUCUGUUUAUUAAUUAAGUUCCAAUACAUAAAUAUAGUUUAAGGUGAACUUACUGCACCCGACGAUUUUGGGCAAAAAUAUUUGCCAAACUUUUUUCCCGCCUCAAGAAGACGUUGGAAAAUUGGCAAGAUAUGAGAGGAGCUGGGAUCGACAUGUGAAGAAAAUGGUGAUUGUUUAGUUUUGAAAUAGAAUGAAAUUUUUUUCAGAAUGAAGAGUUUGACGACGACGAGGACGAUCAUUGGAAUCAUCAUUGGACCGAGAAAGAUAAGCCUGAAGCGGGUGACCGCAUGAGGUUUAUAGUUGAAAAUUCUGAUUUUUUCUUCCGGAGAAACUCGACAAACUUUAUUGAACCCUAUACGCAUUGUUAACGUUUUCUGACUAGUGAGCCUGAAAAUUUUUUAUGGGUUAUUUUCGAAGCUUCAUGCAUGGUUCUGUCUGUUUUUCAACAAUUUUUUUAUUGUUUUUCAAACUUUAUUUUUUUGAACUCUUGAAAAUAUAAGAAAAGCAGAGGUUUUGAUUGGAAGUAGUGCAAUCGUUUGAAAAGUGUUUUUCUACCUAAAAAAUUAUUUCCUUGCAUUUUUGAGAUUUUCACUCGGUUAGAAUUCAGUAAUUUUUCUUUUUUAAGAUUUUGAACAUUUCCUUGAUCUUCAAACAUUCCAAGAAGUUGUCGUUGAAAAAGUUUCGUUUUUACUAUUGAAUUUGGAAAAUUUCGACGUUUUCAAAGAAAAAAGUUGAAAUUUUCCCAAAAAGGCUUUUUUUUUCCUCUUUUUCGAAUGUCAUAAUGAAUAGAAUUACUUCUCAGCAAAACCACCUACAUCUCUCGCCUCUCUCGUUGCGGCAAAGUCUCUCGCUUCGAUGAUGACGUCAUCCACGUGGGACACGUUGAAAAUGCCUAUUUGAUAUACCUCCAUUACCCUUGGCAAAUUGAACUGAGAAGGAAAAUCGAGAAAAAUUUGAAAGAAAAGGUCUUUUUUUAUAAUUGAGUUUUUCUGGAUGUUUGUAUGAGUAUGGAGAAAAAGUCUGUAAAAAGUUUUUACGAGUUUUUUUUUAAAGUUUUUUGAGACAAGUGUUUUAAACAUUUUCUGAAGCUGCUAUUGACGUGUUUGUUCAAAAAUUCAAAAAAUCCUUUUUACAGUGGACCCAAUUUCCUCCAGUAAAUCAACAUUCUAUCGAUUUAUUAUAUGUUAUUCAAUACCCUGAAGAAUGUUUCCAUCGAGUUACUGUCACCGAAGUUGAUGAGGAUACGGUGACCGUACUCCUGGUGGAUUACGGUACCUAUGCGACUUUUCCGAAAGGCCUGAAGGAGCUGAGAUGGAUCCCGUCGGAGCAACCUUUCUCGGAGCCACCGACGGUUCAUUAAAUUUUCCUUUUCUCAAAAACUUUAUCGAAUGAUUUAGCUGUUUAUUGUUGGCCUGAACUCCAAGAAUGGUCACCCACACGAAUCGGAGACCAACUUGCUGAGAAGAUUUUUACCUACAAGUUUGGAAAUUCGUUUUCGAUGGGAUCGAAAGUCAAAAAAUGUGAGGAGUUUCGAAUAGAUUUGAGAAAAGAGGUGGAAAAAUGAUUCAAGAUUUGGAAAUAGUUUUUUAGUGAUAUACAUAUCAUAGCAAAAAUAGGCUGCAUUUGAGGAAGUCAAAAUUAGGCUAAAAAUAUAAUUUUCUCUUUGAAAACUUCAGUGGAAAAACGUUACAGAACAGUUUUUUUUAUCAAUUGAUUGGCUGUGAAAUUCUGAAUAAGUUCUUUCUCAACAAAAAAAUGGUUUUUGAUACCUUUUCUUUCAGUGACUCAAAUUGAGAAAAAGGUACAUAUUUGGAUGUUUUCAGGCCCCUUUCCGUGGUUCCAUUUCAACUCCGACAAGCCCCAAUGUAUUUGAAGAUGUUCUGGAAAUGUAAUUGUAGCUUAAAAUCUAUUCAUUUUUAACUUUAUUUAGUUUAUCGAAAAGUCAUAUCGACGUCGCCUGUCGCUCCUUACUACCAUACACUCGACGCGAAACCACACAAGAAGUAAGUGGAAACAAAUUUGUCUACCGUACUACCUGUCAUCCGAAUUAUGUCAAAGGCGACUUGGAGACUGUGACGUUUGGAGCUUUUUCUCUGUAG